This is a messenger RNA of Nerophis lumbriciformis (worm pipefish), 2104 nucleotides long. Its product is annotated as thyrotroph embryonic factor-like. Lineage: Eukaryota; Metazoa; Chordata; Actinopteri; Syngnathiformes; Syngnathidae. The record is from RefSeq and is a predicted model, not a curated record. Gene Ontology annotation, molecular function: DNA-binding transcription factor activity, RNA polymerase II-specific; RNA polymerase II cis-regulatory region sequence-specific DNA binding. Gene Ontology annotation, cellular component: nucleus. Gene Ontology annotation, biological process: regulation of transcription by RNA polymerase II.
UAGUCAUUGCGAAUACUUUUGUAUGCUUAAAUAACAGACGUUUUAAAGCUGAGCAGGCGCUUAUUAUUAUUAUUUUUUUAACGCGAACUAACGAGGAAGGGAAAAUGUCCGAAGACGCUGUCGUCGUCACACUGGAAACGGGCACCGGGGCCCCCACGUCGUUCCCCGUUGUUCUGAAGAAAAUAAUGGAAAUGCCUCCGCCGAAUAUACUGGACGGUGAUGAAGACACUGACAAGGAGAAACUGGGUCUGGAUGACAGUGCCGACCUGGGCGGAGGAGUCAGUGAGAUGGGGCCGUCAGCCGCCCUCACCCCCGCUAUCUGGGACAAGACCAUCCCCUAUGGCGACGAGGACUUCCACCUGGAGUACAUGGACCUCGAGGAGUUCCUCAUGGAGAACGGCAUCUCCGCCUCACAGGGAGAAGACUCCCUCCAAGGGAGCAUUUCGAUGGAAAAGAAGAAGGCCGACGUGGGCCUGCUGCCCAUUGAGGAGCUGGGCAAGUGUGAUGAGGAGGUGGUGAUCAUCACUAACUGCGAGACAGACAUCACGUGUGAUGUUACGUCAGAAGUAAAAACAGAAGCAGAGUGCACGUCACCAGAGCCUGUUAAUCCUGACGAAAUCGAAGUCGAAAUCAACUACGAGCCAGACCCCACAGACCUGGUCUUGUCUAGUGUACCGGGGGGCGAACUCUUCAACCCCCGCAAACACAAGUUCAGCGAAGAAGAGCUCAAGCCUCAGCCCAUGAUUAAGAAAGCUAAAAAGGUGUACGUUCCUGACGAACAGAAGGACGAAAAGUACUGGCACAGACGAAACAAGAACAACGUGGCAGCCAAGCGCUCACGCGACGCCCACAGACUAAAAGAGAACCAGAUCACGGUGCGAGCGGCGUUCUUGGAGCGGGAGAACUCGGUUUUGAGGACUGAGGUGUCGGACCUGCGCAAGGAGUGCAGCUCCUACAAGGACAUCGUGGGUCACUACGAAGCCAAAUUUGGAAAACUGUAAGGGACACAAUAUGUGUAUGAAAUAUUGUCAGAUGUACUGACCCAACACAAUACACUUUGUGGGCUGACGAACAGGGAGGGAGGGAGGAGUCAUUUCCUGCUUGUUGCUGGUGAAAUGUCCUUCAACACAAAUAUGUCACUCAUCCUUCUUCUCUUCUCUUUCAAGUGCGGUGCCAGUAGACCACAUUUGAUUUAUUUUUCUAACACGUGAAUAAACAAAUGACACACACAGAACAUUUUAAUAGACCGGGUGUAGAAGAGAAGGAGCCACAGUAGCAGCGUGUGCGCAAUGCAAGGCAAUACAAGCUAUUACAAUGUACCUGUACUUUUUUAAUCAUCCAUGUAAGUGAAUAAGAUGAUAGUCAAGUACAUAAAAUAGAAUUUAAUUGUCAUUCCACUUCAAAAAGUACAACGAAUUUAGUUUUCAGUACAUUUCCCCGAUGUUGUGUAUUUUCAUUUAGGUGACAAUUAUGGGUUUUCGUUAUACAGUAUAUCUUUAAGGGAGCGACAACAAUAUUUCAAAGAUAGUAUAAGUUGGUUCAUCUUCACAUGUCUUUUUAAAGAAGUGUCUUUUUUUCAUUGAUAGUAAAUGACUGGGACAUGUCUUCAGGGGAUUAGUGAUAUUCUGUGAUUCCUGUUUCAGUUUGUGUGUCUGCCCCUCUUGUCUCUGCACAGCGGACUAGCUUGGGGCGGCAUAGCUCGGUUGGUAGAGCGGCCGUGCCAGCAACUUGAGGGUUGCAGGUUCGAUCCCCACUUCCGCCAUCCUAGUCACUGCCGUUGUGUCCUUGGGAAAGACACUUUACCCACCUGCUCCCAGUGCCACCCACACUGGUUUAAAUGUAACUUAGAUAUUGGGUUUCACUAUGUAAAGCGCUUUGAGUCACUUGAGAAAAAGCGCUAUAUAAAUGUAAUUCACUUCACUUCACUUAUUCACUGCAUAGUCCGUUUGUCCAUGUAUUAUUUAGUGGAAUGUAAUAUACAAAGUAUCACUUGUUGGUGAUUUAGUCUACUUGUGUACUUUUUUAUUUUGUACAUAAUCCAUCAUGGCAUAAAGAAAGUUGUGAGCCUUUAUACAUUUUCUUUCAUUCUUCAUAUGUAUUUCAC